Messenger RNA from Batrachochytrium dendrobatidis JAM81, 735 nucleotides. RefSeq lists its product as uncharacterized. Gene Ontology annotation, molecular function: zinc ion binding; metalloendopeptidase activity. The annotation marks the transcript as partial. The transcript is spliced from 2 exons. NCBI's taxonomy places the organism in Eukaryota, Fungi, Chytridiomycota, Chytridiomycetes, Rhizophydiales. The record is from RefSeq and is a predicted model, not a curated record.
AUUCAAUUGCACGAAUAUGGUCAUGGUGUUUCGACUCGUUUGACAGGUGGAUCUUUGGCGCCUUUGUGCAUGUCGGGCCAUGAAAUUAGAGGUAUGAGCAAAGGUUGGUCCGACAUAUUUGCCAUGAUUGUGACUGCCAAAGAAUCCGACAAAGCCGACACGCCAGUUAUCCUUGGAGCGUAUGUUAUUAAUAAACUCAAAGGUAUUCGCUCGCAUCCUUACACUACGGACAUGAAAAUCAACCCUUUGACAUAUGGCGACCUUAAAACCCGCACAGAGCUGCACGAGGCUGGCAAAGUGUGGGCAACCAUGCUUUGGGAAGUUUACUGGAACUUGGUCACCAAGAGUGGAUUUUCUACCAAUCUCUACGAUGCCAAGGGCAAGGCUGGCAACAUUGUUGCUAUGCAGAAUGUGAUGGGUGGAUUGAUGCAUCAGCCAUGCAAGUAUCCGUCUGGAUAUUCCAACACUAGCUUGGUCAAUGCUCGUGAUGCCAUUAUUGCGUCCGAUGCAGCCUAUUAUAAUGGGGCCAACAAGUGCGAGAUUUGGAAGGGAUUCGCCAAACGUGGUCUGGGAGUAAAUGCAGCAGAUUACACAAACGAUUUCUCUGUUCCAGCGGAAUGUGGUAGCGGUUCACCUCCACCUUUGACCACUACUCGUGGUCCUAAACCUACUUCUGGAUGCACUCGCAUGGACAUUUGCUGCAUCUAUGUUGGAAAAAGCUGUGACCAAGACUAA